This is a messenger RNA of Diorhabda sublineata, 4110 nucleotides long. RefSeq names its product DNA-directed RNA polymerase, mitochondrial (gene mtRNApol). Bases 147 to 4073 code for a protein of 1308 amino acids. Lineage: Eukaryota; Metazoa; Arthropoda; Insecta; Coleoptera; Chrysomelidae. The record is from RefSeq and is a predicted model, not a curated record. The transcript is spliced from 14 exons. Gene Ontology annotation, biological process: mitochondrial transcription. Gene Ontology annotation, cellular component: mitochondrial DNA-directed RNA polymerase complex. Gene Ontology annotation, molecular function: DNA-directed RNA polymerase activity; mitochondrial promoter sequence-specific DNA binding; protein binding.
GUCGCUGCUGAUAAAGUGUAUUUGACACCUAUUAUGUGAUAACCAUCACUUUGUUUUGGUUAGGCGUGCAGAAUGAAUUAGGUUAAAAAUACUUUUAAAGAUUUCAAAUUUAUCCAAAUAUCUUUAAGAUAAAAAACAUUAAAAAUAUGCAUAGAUUAAUCAAAGGUCCAGGAUCGAAUUUUUAUAAAUAUUCUCGAGAAUCAUUCAGCACACUUAAUAAUAACGGAAAAAGUUGCCUCUUAUGUAAAAUAAAUAAUAUUUGUAGAGGCUCAUUUAUUUAUAAUUCGACUGUAGCUCAUCCAAGUUUAAAGUAUAAGAAACCCAGAAAAAGAUGUAAAAAGGAAUAUGCCGAAUUGUUAGUUGUUUCAGAAAAUUCGUUAUGUCAACGCAGAGCGAAUAUAAAAAAACUCACUUUUAGCGAUUUGGAAUUACUAGCUAGUACAAAUUUGAAUUUGAGUGAACUAUAUAAACUUAAAGAAAUUUCUGAGAAUUCUGUGGUAACUACAGUAAAUGAGUAUACUUACAAUAAUUUAAAUGUCAUUGAAAAUUUUCCAUCAUCUAAUAUAAGCUCUUCAGAUAUCACUUCAAGUUCCAAUAAAAUUGAAAAAACAGUUGUUUUGGAAGUACCCAAAGAAAUCAUUUUUAAUACUCCUACUUAUAUGAAUAUUUUAAGAGAUAAACUAAGAAAUGAAUCAGGAAUUGAACAUAAUACUGAGCUAAAUAAUUCCAAAGUAUCAUUCUUUUUACCUACUAAUGAAUUGAUAACUGAAGUUAAUGGAGUUGAACCCAGUGAAGAGCACGAGGCAGAUCUUGACAGUAUCAAAGUGGUAAAUACAUUUCAGCCAGAAGUAAUAGAUGAGCAAAUAUCAGAAGUUGAUGAAAUUAAAGAUCCACCAGACAAACCCAUUGUAAAGGCUAGUAUAGACCGUAAACGUAGAAAAGAAAUUAUAACAAAAACAAUUGCUGCAUAUAUAGAAGUAUGUUCCAGUUUAAAAAACCCUCAAAGAGGAUUGAAUGCUUUACAGUUUCAUAGAUUUCAAGCUAAAAGAAUGGGGCGGAAGCAAUAUGUUCCAAUACAAAGUAAAAAUGUUUAUAAUGUCCUUCUGAAAGGAUUUGCUGAUAAGGGUGAUUUACCAAAAGUUCGAGAAGUACUGGCUAUCAUGCAAGAAGAUCAUAUUGACAGAAAUAUUCAAACUUAUGUAGCAAUAUUUGAAUGUUUAGGAAGAGACAAUGUCAACAAUUAUUUGGAGGAGAUAAAAAAGUUUGCAGAAGAAGCUCAAACCCAAGGAAUUACAUUUGAUAUGAUAAUGAAUAAAGGAGUUUUUUUAAAUAAAGAAAGGGAACUUGUUUUGAAUGCAAUCCGUUGCUUUUCACCAAACUAUGAACCUCAAUAUCAGGAACCUCAAGUAACCUAUAAUAACCACUUAGUAAAUGGGUUAAAUCAUUCCGAUCAACAAAAACCAUUUGUGUUAACCAGUGAUUCUAGCAAGGGGUUGUUUACAGAGGCUUCACUUAUGGAAUGUGUAGAAAAACAAAUUGAAAUGGAAAAAGAUGGAUAUGUAACAAUUAACAGUAUUGAAAAAAAAGGACCAGUAACAGAAGAAAUACAGAGAAAUCGUAAUUCUCUAGAAGAACAUUAUAAAAUGUGGGAAAAUGAAGCAUUAAAAGCGUUCAAUAGAGAUUUAGCUACUUUAACUGCACAAAGAAGUGCCAUAAACAUGGAACCAUAUAUAAGAUCUAUUCCAGCGAAGGAUUGUAUAGCAAUAAUUGUUGAAGAAGCUAAAAAGAUGGCUCAAGGAUCAGAAACAUACAGUCCUACAGUUAAUAUGUUGUAUAAAGAAUUGGGUAGUAAAGUAUAUGCUCGUUAUAAGAUCCUUUCUAAACAAAAAAAGGGAGUAUUAGAUAAAGUGACUGAUAUCCACAAAACUUAUUGCAAUCAUUAUUCUAAAACACAUAAACCUUUAAAUGUGUUGCCUGUUGAAGAAGUAACUGUAAAUUCUAGGCAAACAUGGCAAUGGAUUGAUCACAGUUUGAAAAGACAAGGUGCAACACUUGAAACAAACCAUCAAGAAUGGGUACCUACAAUUUUAACUUUCAUAGGAAAAUUUUUGUAUCAUAUUGUUAUGUAUGACCUCAAAGUUGAUGUAAACGUUCUAAAGAACUCUAAACAUAAAAAUUAUUUACCAGCAUUUUAUACUAUAUUUAGAGCUCAAGGUAGGAUUAUCAAAGAAGAAGUGAAACCUCACCCUAUUCUGUGUAAGCUUUAUCGACAGUCCCAUCCUGAAACUUUGACGUUUCCAACUAAUGAAGUGCCAAUGGUUUGUCCACCAAUUCCAUGGAUCUCGACAGAGAUUGGAGGGUACCUGAUAUCUCCUUGCGAUGUUAUUAGAUUACCUACACAGGCUACUAGUCAGAGAGAUAAACUUAAAGAAGUUGGAGAACAGCAACUAUAUCCUAGUUUAGAUGCUCUGAAUCAACUGGCUUCUGUACCCUGGAAAGUUAACCAAAAAGUUUUAGAUGUGAUAUUAGAGGUAUUUAAUAAUGGAGGAUCAUCGACUUUAGAUGUCCCUGAACCCUCUUGGUCACUUACACCACCACCAUUUCCCAGUGCAGAUACUGACAAAUCUGAAAGAUAUCAGCUAUUCAGACAAAGAAUGCAAUAUAGAAGAAAGAAGGCUGAAAUGUAUUCAUUGUGGUGUGAUUGUUUAUAUCGUCUCUCUUUGGCCAAUCAUUUCCGCGAUACCAUCUUUUGGCUACCUCAUAACAUGGAUUUCAGAGGUAGAGUCUAUCCAGUUCCACCACAUUUGAAUCAUUUAGGUUCCGACUUGGCUAGGUCUAUGCUUGUUUUUGCUGAACCACGGCCACUUGGACCUCAUGGUUUGGAUUGGUUGAAGAUUCACCUUAUAAAUUUAACUGGGUUAAAGAAAAAUGAGUCAGUAAAUGAAAGGUUGAGAUAUGCCAAUGAAAUAAUUGAUAAAAUAUUGGAUUCUGCCGAAAAACCAUUAACUGGUAACAGAUGGUGGGCUGAAUCGGAUGAACCUUGGCAAACACUUGCUUGUUGUAUGGAAAUUGCCAAAGUCUUACGAUCUCCUGACCCAGAGCAAUUCUUGAGCCAUUUUCCAAUUCAUCAAGACGGAAGCUGUAAUGGUUUGCAGCAUUAUGCAGCUUUGGGACGAGAUAGCGGUGGUGCUUUUAGUGUCAAUUUAACUCCAUCUGAGAAACCACAAGAUGUAUAUAGUGCAGUUGUGACUUUAGUAGAGCAGCAAAGGGCUAAAGAUGCAGCAAAUGGAAUUGAGAUUGCUAAAGUUCUAGAAGGUUUUAUCAAAAGGAAAGUGAUAAAACAAACUAUUAUGACGACAGUAUAUGGUGUAACUCGAUUUGGAGCUAGAUUGCAAAUUGCUCGACAACUUAAAGAUAUUGAUGAAUUCCCGAAGGAGUCUGUUUGGGCAGCAUCUUCGUAUCUUACUAGUAGAACUUUUGAAUCGCUGCGAACAAUGUUCACAUCAACAAGAGAAAUUCAAGACUGGUUCACGGAAUGUGCAAGGUUAAUAUCAUCUGUUGGAUCUCAGCAUGUGGAAUGGAUAACGCCUUUAGGUUUACCGAUUGUUCAACCAUACUUUAAGUAUAGAAAAGCACCAUCAGGACCCACUUAUGAAUCUUACAUCAUGGAUAAAUAUGAAAAACCAAAUGUGAUGAAACAAAAAAACGCAUUCCCACCAAAUUUUAUUCAUUCAUUGGACUCUAGUCAUAUGAUGUUAACAUCUCUUAACUGUGAAAGAGCUGGCAUCACAUUUGUUUCCGUUCACGACUGUUAUUGGACUCAUCCAUCUACUGUACACAUCAUGAACAAGAUAUGUAGGGAACAAUUUGUCGCUUUACAUUCUGAACCCAUAUUAGAAGAUCUAUCCAAAUUUUUAUGGAACAAAUUUAGCUAUGAUCAAAGCGAAUUUAGUGGAGACGGAUCCGUAGGAGACUUGACGAAAAUGAAGUUGAAUCGUAUUUUACGACAUCUCCCAAAAAGAGGCGAUUUUGACAUAAACCAAGUAUUGAAAUCCAUUUACUUCUUUAGUUGAUCUAAUUUUUUUUAUGAAAUAAAAAUACGACCUUCAA